AUGGACCAUUGGCAUUUGGGGGCACUCCCCAAUGCCCGACUCAUUGACAUUUGUGCCAGAGAAAGCUUUCUUCACUCGUGCAACCCUCCCAUCAUUCAUGGCAACUUGACCAGCGACACCAUCUUUAUCCAGCACAAUGGCCUAAUCAAGAUUGGUUCUGUCUGGCACAGGGUAUUCUCUAAUGCAAUUCCUGAUGAUCUCCGGAGCCCCAUUCGAGCUGAGCGAGAAGAACAGCGAAACUUGCAUUUUUCCCCCCCGGAGUAUGGCCAGGUUGCUGACGGGACAGCUGUGGACAUCUUUUCAUUCGGGAUGUGUGCACUGGAGAUGGCUGUGCUAGAGAUCCAGUCCAAUGGGGACACUCGAGUGACUGAGGAGGCCAUUGCCCGUGCCCGACACUCACUGAGUGAUCCUAAUAUGCGGGAGUUCAUCCUGUCGUGCCUUGUCUUGGACCCAGCCUGUCGACCUUCUGCCCACAACCUUCUCUUCCAUCGAGUGCUCUUUGAAGUUCACUCACUGAAGCUCUUGGCAGCUCAUUGUUUCAUUCAGCACCAAUAUCUGAUGCCAGAAAAUGUAGUAGAAGAAAAGACCAAGGUGAUUGACCUCAAUAUGGUGAUGGCUGAGAUUCAUCGGACUGGCCGGCCAGGAGUUCAGUGGCGGUACUCGGAGGUCUCAUUCUUAGAGCUGGACAAGUUCCUGGAAGAUGUCAGAAAUGGAAUCUACCCACUCAUGAACUUUGCUGCCUCUCGGCCCCUGGGGCUUCCUCGUGUACUGGCUCCUCCCCCUGAGGAUGCCCGGAAAGCUAAGACCCCCACCCCAGAGCCUUUCGAUGUGGAGACCAGGAAGGUUGUACAAAUGCAGUGUAACAUGGAGAUGAAUGAGGACAGAGCUCAGUGGCACCUCACUCUGCUCCUGGUCCUGGAAGACAAGUUACACCGACAGCUGAGCUAUGAUCUCCUGCCAACUGACAGUUCCAAGGAUCUAGCCACAGAGUUGGUUCAUUAUGGCUUCAUUCAUGAGGAUGAUUGCGAAAAACUGGCUGCCUUUCUGGAGAGCACCUUCCACAAAUAUCGCUCAGCCCCAUCCUGACCUGGGCCCUAUUUUCUACUAGCUGGGCCCCUUCUUCCUGUAGUCUGGGAAGCAUUUCCCCAAAUAUUACCCAGGAGUGCAAGGGCACUGGAAGUUCACAUCCUGCCCUAGCCCAAGGCUACAGUUUGCUGCUCCUCAACUCUGAGUCUUGGGGAUGGGGAUGGGGGAUGCAGAGGUAUGCUGCUGGAAUUGGCUAAGAGAGUGAUGAGAUGAGGCAGAGGUGUUUGUAUGGGAGGAUGUGCCUGAUGCUUCCUUCUGUGGGUGAAAGACUUGGCAGGGGUUAGACUCCCUCUGUCCCCCACCCCACCCCCAAAGAAUUUCAGUGGAUGAAGUCCUAUUCCCUUACCCCACCCCAUCCCCAAUGCCUUCAUCUAUUUGGGACCAACACCUCCCCCUCCCUCCAGAACCCAUUCCCUCUCCAGGUUUCUGUGUGGCAGACUGGGGAUGCCUUUGACCCCAUCCUAUUACCCACCUCCAUGGGCUCAGGCCUAACCUGGGGGAUGAGUGGGAUUGUCUUUUUCCCUGACAAACCAGUGGUGUCCUUUUCCUCCCCCUUCUCUCUCAUUUAUAAGGGGUGUCCCAUUAUUGUUCAUGGGACAAUGAAUAAAUAAUGUACCUGCACGGA
Messenger RNA from Gracilinanus agilis (Agile Gracile Mouse Opossum), 1711 nucleotides. It is a transcript of the gene NRBP2, whose product is annotated as nuclear receptor binding protein 2. Gene Ontology annotation, cellular component: cytoplasm; endomembrane system. Gene Ontology annotation, biological process: endoplasmic reticulum to Golgi vesicle-mediated transport; protein phosphorylation; intracellular signal transduction. NCBI's taxonomy places the organism in Eukaryota, Metazoa, Chordata, Mammalia, Didelphimorphia, Didelphidae. Bases 1 to 1086 code for a protein of 361 amino acids. The record is from RefSeq and is a predicted model, not a curated record. Gene Ontology annotation, molecular function: protein serine/threonine kinase activity; ATP binding. The transcript has 14 exons.